Dromiciops gliroides (monito del monte) is the source of this 3018-nucleotide messenger RNA. RefSeq names its product mitochondrial translation release factor in rescue (gene MTRFR). Gene Ontology annotation, cellular component: mitochondrion. Gene Ontology annotation, molecular function: translation release factor activity. Gene Ontology annotation, biological process: translational termination. NCBI's taxonomy places the organism in Eukaryota, Metazoa, Chordata, Mammalia, Microbiotheria, Microbiotheriidae. The transcript has 3 exons. The record is from RefSeq and is a predicted model, not a curated record. The coding region runs from base 16 to 726 and encodes 236 amino acids.
CACGCAAACAACCGCAUGCAGAAAAGACAGACAUCCUGUGAAUGGUGGCUGAUCCCAGGGCAAGGCAUGAGGGGAGGGGCACAAGGAGGGGAGAAGAGGAGCAGGAAUGACCCUCUGUGGAGAGUGGAGUUUAAGCUUAUUGUUGAAGCAAGCCAGGAAGGAGAAGCUUACCGGCCUGUGAAAAGCCACGAUGUUGAUUCCUUUAUGAACACUUUGGCCUUCACUUACCUUCCAGUCUCCCUGAGCAGAUUCAGCACAGGGCUAUGGAGGCUCUGGCUGGGGAAGAAGCCUGCAUUUUUAUUCCCAGGGAUAGGCGCUUCUGGGCCCCAGGUGGCAGGCAAGACAGAUUCCCACAUCCUCCUUCCUCUGAAUGAAAGUGAUCUGGAGGAGCAGUUUGUAAAAGGACAUGGUCCUGGGGGUCAGGCAACCAACAAAACGAGCAAUUGUGUGGUGCUGAAGCACAUCCCAUCUGGCAUCGUGGUCAAGUGCCAUCAGACAAGAUCGGUUGAUCAAAAUCGAAAGCUGGCAAGAGAGAUCCUGCAAGGGAAAGUGGAUCUCUUCUACAGAGGAGAAGACAGUCACAUUCACAAAGUCAAAAAGGAGGCAGAAAGAAAGAAGAGAGAGAGGAAAAAAAAAGCAAAGGAAACCCUGGAGAAAAAGAGAUUGUUGAAGGAGUUAAUGUCAAAGGAGUUGAGGCCCACAGCCCCCUUUCCUCCAGAGGAGUGAUGCCACAGAGAGGCAGGGGCAGGGGCAGCUGCAGCAGGAGCUGCUGGUUGCCGACAAGCAUGCUUGCCCAGGAGAUGUGGUGGCUGAUUCUGCUGCCAGCACACUUGUAGCAGCUUCAAAUAAACGUUUAUGGACAAACUCCCAAGCCCCAGUUUUAUUCUGAGCUGGGGUACGGGACCACAUGUUGAUGGCAAUCAGUGUUACCUCAUGAUGAGAAGGUAUCUCUGGGCUGUGGAGGAAUCACCAGUUACCUCCAUGCCAAGUUAAGAGAAUCAGAGGGAGAAAAAGAUUUUGAAAGCUAAUGCGUGGCUUGCCCAUUUACUUUUUCUCUUAGCUAAUGAAGGACAAGCAGGAUGGAAAACUGUAACAACUUCCCAAGUAACUGCUCAGAUUCCCAAAGGUGUGUGUGUGUAUACAACUGUGUGGAGCUGCCCACUCACUCCACACUAAUUAGAUUAUAGCCCUGGAACCUCAUGUGCUCACAGCCAGGCUAUAGAUUCAUUUCUUCUCACUCCGGAUGGAUUAUCCAGGAAGAAAGUUCACUUACAAUUAGGGGUUUUGUUUGUUUUAGUGAGGUAAUCGGGGUUAAGUGACUUGCCCAGGGUCACACAGCUAGUAAGUGUUAAGUGUCUGAGGCCGGAUUUGAACUCAGGUCCUCCUGACUCCAGGUCCGGUGCUCUAUCCAUUGCCCCACCUAGCUGCCCCCUACAAUUAGGUUUUAGAAAAGGUUAGUGGCUUGGCUAGUUAGCGCAUGCUCAUGAUAAAUGCACAAAAGAAGAGAGAGAGUAUAUUUUGUCCAGAGAAUGACAUCUCUGAGGGGAAGCUUGGUAGCGAAACGGAUAGAGCACCGGCCCUGGAUUCAGGAGGACCUGAGUUCAAAUCCGGCCUCAGACAUUUGACACUAGCUCUGUGACCCUGGGCAAGUCACUUAACUCUCAUUGCCCCACCCCCCCAAAAAAAUGACAUUUCUGAGACAACACGCCCACAAAGGUUUGUUUUAAUCUGUUACUUUAAUCAGUAGACUAAGCAGUCCCCUCUGCUGAAAUGUCAUAUACUGGAUUUUAAAUUUGGGUCUAUAACCAAAAUCAGUUCAUUUCAACAAUUUAUUAGUCGUGGUUUCCAUACAACAGUCUGCCCUUGCUGUUCUACCUUGUAUAUGGAAAUGGUCUCUCUUUUUUGGUGUUAGGUUAAGAAUAAUAUUUUGAAUAAUCACUUAUAUUUUCACUUCCAGAGGUUACACCGUAAUUGAUUUCUUCUUGGAACAGAUUAAUUUAAAGGCUUUUUUAAGACUCAACACCUCAUCACCUUACACCUAAAUCAGCAAAGAUGGUAAAAGAAGGAAAAAUUCAGUGUUGGCAGGGCUGUGGGAAAACAAGGCAUGAUAAUCCACAAUGGGUAGGGCUGUGCUUUGGUGCAACCAUUUUGAAAAACAAUUUGGAAUUAUGCAAGAAAUUUUUUCUUGGGUAGGGCAAUGAGGGUUAAGUGACUUCCCCAGGGUCACACAGCUAGUGUCAAGUGUCUGAGGCUAGAUUUGAACUCAGGUCCUCCUGAAUCCAGAGCCAGUGCUUUUAUCCACUGUGCCACCUAGCUACCCCCCCUAUAAGUUCAGGUUCAUAGUACCUAGGGCCAGAAGGGAUUUCAAAGACCAUUUGGUAUCCCUUUUUUUCUUUGGUGGAGCAAUGAGGGUUAAGUGACUUGCCCAGGGUCAUACAGCUAGUAAGUGUCAAGUGUCUGAGCCCAGAUUUGAAUUCAGGUCUUCCUUAAUCCAGGGCCAGUGCUCUAUCCACUGAGCUACCUGACCUAUGCAAGAAAUUUUUACAAAAUUGUUCCUACCGCCCCUUAAGCCAGCAAUCCUACUACUUAAUGUACACCCCAAGGAAGCUAUGGGCAGCUGGAUAAAAAACAAGUGUACAAAAAUAUCCAUAGCAGUGCUGUUUGUAACAGCAAAAAAUUGGAAUCAAAAUGUGCCUCCCAAUUAAGGAAUGACCAAAUCAUGGUAUCUGAGUAUAAUACUAUUAUACCAUAAGGAACAACAGAUAGGAAGAAUGUGGAAAGACUUGUGUAAAGUGAGGCGGGGGGAAAGAAAUCCAAAGGAACCAUAGACACCAACUACAGAAAUGGAAACUUGGAACAGCACACUUGCAGAUGAGCUGAACUAAACACUAUGGCUAAGACCCACCCUGACCCCAAACCCCCAAAUCUAGGGUGCAUCAAGAACUUUGGACAUGGUCGCUACUAGUUUAUGAACCAGUCUAACAGUAAACUCCUAAAGUAUACGUUGCAUGUACCGUU